Messenger RNA from Paramacrobiotus metropolitanus, 1597 nucleotides. Its product is annotated as E3 ubiquitin-protein ligase Zswim2-like. NCBI's taxonomy places the organism in Eukaryota, Metazoa, Tardigrada, Eutardigrada, Parachela, Macrobiotidae. The record is from RefSeq and is a predicted model, not a curated record. The transcript has 4 exons. Gene Ontology annotation, molecular function: zinc ion binding; ubiquitin protein ligase activity. The coding region runs from base 391 to 1365 and encodes 324 amino acids.
GCCUCACUUGGAACGAAUUUGUUUUCAUUUUCCUGUUAGUACUAAAUGGCACUAGUAUUUGGGAGAAGCAUAAGAUAUCGCAGUGAGUUUUAAUACGUACCGGAAGUGCGCGGCGUACUCAUUUGAGCAUCCUCGGUUCACAAAUCGAUCGAUGUGGUCAAAACCUGCAAUGGCUACGAAAAUCACUGAUACAGUGGCAAGAAAUGUCGCAGUUGCGGAUCAGUCUUCUUUUCUUAUAGUCAAGGCUUUGGGACCAUUGUCUUUUGUGGUGCAUGAUGUGACCCUUAAUGAGGAGGAAAAGCAACAUUAAGAGCGCAGUAACGGAAUACGUGUUCUUGUGAGGUCACAAUCGGCGAAAGGAAUCACUGCACUUGCAAAACCUACAAAACCAUGCCGCAUGAAUCUUGUGAGCAUAUUUGUUGGAUUCUCAUCAAGAAGUUCAAGGUCCACCCUAAAGACGAAAUGCUAUUUCAGAGUGGUCUAAGCGAGACAAGCCUACGCUCCUUGUUCAAUAAGGACUAUGUAUCCCAAGGGAAAUCGAACACUCUUGUGGAGAAAGCACCUCGAAAAUCAACCCAUGGGAAUACAGGUUUAAGGGUUCUAACACGUGACGAUGAGUGUCCGAUCUGUUUCGACAAGUUCUUCCAGUCUUCGAAGGGAGUCACGCAGUGCCAAACCUGCAAGAAUUACGUUCACAUUCCCUGUCGUGACCUUUGGAAACGCAACGGCGAUGCCGAUACCAAAGACCGGUGUCCGUAUUGUCGCGGGCAUUUCGGUGCCAGCGCGCCGAUUCCCAAUCGUUGCGUUCCGUGGCGAAAAAACAAAACCAUCCCAACUUCGAAAUCGGAUUCACUCGAUCCCCGAAUAACUAUUCCCGAGCCAUCGAAGACAGAUUUUGUCGACUGUCUGCAAGGGCUAUCGCUCCAGCACGUCAGUGACCAACAGUAUCUGUCGCCGAUGCAGUCAAGCGAUUUCGUACUGACGAGCAGUGCUUUCAAGCCUCAAAUUCGCCUCCACAACAGCAUUCCCCUAUCAAGAUCGCAAAAUGCUGCCGUGCGCCCGAGAACACUGGGCGUCGCUGGAAAAGGAUUGGCCCAAUUUAAUUCCACGCAGAAAGUGGUCGGUCCAAUUCUGGAGGCAAGGAAACUCUCAAAAACGAUUCCCAAGCGAAGUCAGAGCCAGAAACUGCUGCUGGACAAGACUGUCGCAGCCAUCCGUUUUGUGCAACAGGUGGGGAACAAAGGACAGGCAGUUGUGGAAAAAACCUUUACGCAACUGGCCCAUGCUCUGCAAAUGCAGAAUGCCGCAGAAGACACGCGCGCAAGGAUCACACGAAGUGCUUCCGGUAGUGUAAUGAGGAAUUAGAACGGAAAACUACUGAUGGAAAAGAGUUUCUAAAUAUUUCUACGCAAUGAAUACACUCAAUGCAGGAGUUUACUAUCACAAUUAUUUCUACAAAACACGAGCGUUCUUCGUUCAUAUUCAAAACGGUGCAUAUAUAGUAUGCUUUAUGGACCAUCUGCUUUUGUCAGCAAACUUGGAGCUAACAAGUAAAAACUAUAAAACCAAUCAAUAAACAAUGAAAAGUUACGACAAA